AUGGACCAACCACUAGCAUGCCACAUGCCAGCUAAGAUGACAGAUAGAGGAGUGAAGGCGACCUUAAGUGGUUAUGCAAUCAUCAACCAGAGUCUAACAACUCUGGUUUCCACCAUUCAAGAUACCACGACAGUAAAUGGGAAUUCUCUUAAAGGCGUACCAAGCUUGAUUAGAAUGAAGGAAUGGCUGCAAAGUUUAGGGCACUUAGAUAAUGCAGUAAACAGGUUGAAUGUCAUCCAUGUCAGUGGCAUAAAGGGGAAGGGUAGCACCUAUGCUUUCACACACAGCUUCCUUCAUGCACAUAGUGUGAGGACAGGGUUUCCCAAGAAGAUUGGGCUCUAUACAGGGCUACAUUUGCAAUGCUUUCUCACCCUACUGGCUUUCCACACCUUCAUUAAAGAAGAGGUUGAUGCGGCCAUAUUUGAGGUCCACCAUGGCGGAGAGUAUGAUGCAAUAAAUAUAAUACAAAAUCCUGUUAUAACUGGAAUUAUGUCUCUUGGAAUGGACCAUCACAAAGCAGGAAUAUUUAAACUAGGUGCACCUGCCUUUUCUGUAACCCAGGACCCUGGGCCCGCGGAAGUUAUACAAAAGCAUGCUCUUGAUAAAGGCAUAACUUUGACAUUCAUGUCAGUAAAUGAGUGUCUUCCCACUGAUGGUAGAGUACUCACACUUGAACUUACUAAAGUUGAUGCAGACAUCUACCAUGGUGUGCAAAGUUUCCGGCUCACAGGGAGAUUUAAGAUUAUAGAUGAAGGGAAGAACGUGAACAAUGAGCAGAAGUGCCGCGCCCUUAUUUUCAGCCAUCUAAACAAGGUGAAACCUGGCCAUGUCAUUUUUACUACAUAUCAAGAGAAAGAUGGUGAACCUAUCGGUAAAUGGAAUACAAGUCCUUGUUACAGGGAGCUUAUACAUGGUUGGUGGAACACUCAGCCUUUUGAGGCCAUUGUUGCAUACACACAAAUGAUCUGGAGCGCCGUAUUUGCCCUAAUGGCAGUGAUAAUGCAAAGAGACUUGUACGGGUAG
Aspergillus novofumigatus IBT 16806 is the source of this 1023-nucleotide messenger RNA. Its product is annotated as putative tetrahydrofolylpolyglutamate synthase. The record is from RefSeq and is a predicted model, not a curated record. The transcript has 11 exons. The coding region runs from base 1 to 1023 and encodes 340 amino acids. Gene Ontology annotation, molecular function: ATP binding; tetrahydrofolylpolyglutamate synthase activity. Gene Ontology annotation, biological process: tetrahydrofolylpolyglutamate biosynthetic process. Gene Ontology annotation, cellular component: mitochondrion; cytosol; cytoplasm. Lineage: Eukaryota; Fungi; Ascomycota; Eurotiomycetes; Eurotiales; Aspergillaceae.